Molecule: messenger RNA, 1762 nt
Organism: Perkinsus marinus ATCC 50983
Lineage: Eukaryota; Perkinsozoa; Perkinsida; Perkinsidae
Product: Nucleolar protein Nop56, putative
Exons: 13
Coding region: 1-1563 (520 amino acids)
Cellular component (GO): small-subunit processome; box C/D methylation guide snoRNP complex
Molecular function (GO): snoRNA binding
Source: RefSeq, a predicted model, not a curated record
AUGAGUAUCGACCUCUACUUACUGCUAGAGACAGCAUCGGGCUACGCUCUAUUCGUACGUGACCAGUACGAUGAGCUGGGAAACAUCGAUGAUGGUGCUGCACAGACUGAGAAUCUCAAGGACUUCAUGAGCCUGGUGAAGCUCCGAGGCUUCCUUCCCUUCACCUCUGCCGAGGUCGCCUUGUCCAACAUCAACGCCAUUGUUGCUGGCGAGUGCACUGAGGAGUUGAAGAACUUCCUCUCGAUGAACUUGACCACGCAGAGCAAAAAGAAGAAGAAGGCAGCCCCUGCCUACAAGUUGGGCGUUGCCGAUCCCAAGCUCGGCGACUCUCUCAACGAGCUCGGCUUCCAGGUCACCUACUCCCAGUCUGUACGUGACAUGCUUCGUGGAUGCCGCCAACACGUAGCUAAGAUGGUGAAGAUGGACGAGUCCGAUCUCGACAAGGCCAGGUGCGGUUUGGGCCAUGCUUAUUCUCGUAACAAGAUGCAGUUCGACCCGAACCGCCAGGAUAAGCCCAUCAUCAACGCUAUCGCUAUCCUCGAUGGUCUCGAUAAGAACAUCAACACCUUCGCUAUGCGUGUGAGGGAGUGGUACUCGUGGCACUUCCCUGAGAUGGCCAAGAUCGUCACUGAUAAUGAGGUCUUCGCCAAGUUGGCCUGCCUUAUAAGGCUCAAGGAUGACUUCGACUGGGAUAACAGGAUGGAUGAGGUUAUAGAGGCCUGCGGUGGUGAUGAGGAGACUGCUAAGGAGCUUGAGAAGGCUUGUCGUACCUCUAUGGGCCAGGAUAUCGUCGAGAUGGACAUGGCCAACAUCGAGCACUUUGCCAAGCAGGUCAUCUCUCUAUCUGAGAUGCGUCGUAACCUCACGGACUACCUCCACGGCAAGAUGGACGUUGUUGCACCCAACCUCGCCGCUCUCAUUGGCGACACUGUUGGUGCCAGGCUAAUCUCUCAUGCUGGCUCUCUCACGAAUCUGGCCAAGUACCCUGCCUCUACCGUUCAAAUCCUUGGUGCUGAGAAGGCCCUUUUCCGCGCCCUUAAGACUAAGGGUAACACCCCUAAAUAUGGUCUAAUCUACAACUCUAGCUUCAUCGGUAAGGCUGCUCAGAAGAACAAGGGACGGAUAUCUAGGUAUCUCGCCAACAAGUGCUCCCUUGCUUCCCGUAUCGAUUGCUUCUCGGACCAGCCCGCAGGAAGCAGCGAAUCUUGCACUGUAUUCGGUGAGAAGAUGCGGGAUCAGGUUGAAGAGAGGCUGAGAUAUCUCACUACUGAGGGGGUUAAGCCUAAGAGGAACGUUGAUGUUAUGCGUGAGGCCAUGAAAGAGGUUGAGGAGAUUCAAGAGAACGACAAGGAGGCUGUUGAAGCUGCUGCCGCUGAUGAGGAGGAGGAGGAAGUUGUUGUGGAGAAGAAGGCUAAGAAGGAUAAGAAGGCCAAGAAGGAGAAGAAGCGUAAGCAUGCUGAAGUGGAGGAGGAGGAGGUCGAGGAGGUAGCCGAACCCGAGGAAGAGGAGGCUCCUAAGAAGAAGCAUAAGCAUAAGAAGUCGAAGAAGCACAGCUCUGAGUAGAUCGUCUUGCUGUUCGCUACAGUGUAGUAGUGAUGAUAUGAAUGGAAUCUUACCAAUAUUGGCUCCUGAUCUGGGUCGUAGUCCCCUUCCAUCGGUAUCAUCGUGUCUACCACUCUACCACGUCAACUGUUACUCUUCUAUAACGAUCGUAGCGGUCAUCGUCGAUGGUCCGCCUUCCUGCCCUUUCCAACUGCGGCAU